Molecule: messenger RNA, 4899 nt
Organism: Colletotrichum spaethianum
Lineage: Eukaryota; Fungi; Ascomycota; Sordariomycetes; Glomerellales; Glomerellaceae
Product: tubulin alpha chain
Exons: 1
Coding region: 1-4899 (1632 amino acids)
Biological process (GO): negative regulation of TOR signaling; positive regulation of GTPase activity; regulation of small GTPase mediated signal transduction
Cellular component (GO): TSC1-TSC2 complex; nucleus; cytoplasm
Molecular function (GO): GTPase activator activity
Source: RefSeq, a predicted model, not a curated record
AUGCUCCGUCGCAUAGUCCCGUCCAAAGGCUAUCAGCAGGAGCACCGUCACCCCGACGAGCACAUGUCGCCUUCGCCAGGCGAUGCGCCGUCAUCGCCAGACUCGACCCGCCCCAGUGGCCUGGCGAGCGUCUUCAAGGGUCUGACCGGGGCCAAGUUGACGAAGUCCCCUCCACCGAGCCUCAAGUCUGCCUCCUCGAUUCUAUCCCCGUUAGCCGACCACGUAAAUGCCACUCGUACGAACCUAGCCGGCUUAUCGCCGAACCACAUGGAGUCAUUCGAGCUGCUCAAGAACGGGAAUGGCAACGUCGCCGAUCGCAUCGCGGCUGCGAACUCGCUCCGAUAUGCCGUUGCGGAAUACCCCAUGAACCCAGUGCUGGAGAUUUGGUACGCUGCAAAGGCUAUGAUCGAUGCGACGAAAUCGGAGCCGGAGCGAACUGCUGGCUGGGAGCUCCUUUCGGAAUGCGUCAAGCACAAGUCGUCUACAGAUCUCGAGCGCCAAGAGUACUUCCUGACGCUGACGGCCCCUGCGAAUUCCGAAGACUUCCACCUGCAACUGGCCACCGUAGUGGAUCUCACCAAUCACGGGCGUGAUUUAUCCGGAUUCGACUAUCAAGUAAUUGGGGUGCUACAAAGAUGGCUCCGCGAGGCAUACCAAGCUGUCAAGGCAGCACGAAAGCAAGUCAGCCGCGAUGCCAAGAAGAACGCCGGCAAAGCAAGAGUCUCUGCCGCUGAAGAGGAGAAGAACCUACAUCAGCUUUUUACCUUCAUCGGAGAGGUCAUCAAGUUCAGUUCAAACGUAGCUGAUGAGACUGCCAUGUCAGGCCUGAUGGAGACUCUGGUCGCUAUUUGUCUGACCACAACUAUCGAAGACGACUUGCGGGCUUCGAUCAAUGUCAUCGACGCCAUUGUCACUUUCGGCGCCUUGCCGGCCGCAAGCUUCAAGGACUGUGUCUUGGUUCUGGGAUCGAUAUUCUGUCUUGUGCCGAGCCUGUCCAAGACCGCGUGGCACACCAUCUCCAUUCUGCUGAAAUCCCACAGCGGUCCCGCGGCAGUGAGAGUCUUGGUGGAUUUGUUGCGGCAUCUCCCAGCAGAUGGUAGCAGCAAAGGAAAGGACACCAGGGAUAUUCGGGGCGUGCUGGCUGUGUUGGAGAAGCUGUUGACCAAAAGCACGGAGAAAGGCUAUCCGCCUGUUCCAUUUGCACUACUCCUCGAUGGGCUGGUUGCAGCAGUGCACAGCACAGAUUCUGGCCGAGUUCACUGUGCUGUGCUCAAGCUGAUCAAUUCUCUCUUCCGGGACAGCGACGGCAAAAUUCACAGCCUGAUCGUCGAGGAGGACUGGUCAACACUACUAUCCAUCGCCGCGGAAUGCUCCAAGAAGGCGCCACCAGGCAUCGUCAUCGGGAGCGAAAUGAUUGCCCUGGCAAAUGAGCCUGACCGCCCGGACGGAGCCAUCGGGGUCGAGUUGUUGAAGCUGAUUAUGCGACUGGAGGAGCUGGCUAGCCACAAAUCGGGCGAGUUUGUUCCGCGGCAGAUUAUCAUCAAUUUCUUCAUUGACAUACACAGUCGACUUCCGGACUCGGCAGCACGCGUGGUUCUUACCUACUUCCAAGAAUUCCGAUGCUGUUCACCUUCGGACCUGCAGUGGGAGGAGAACCUGUCCUUAGUGUUGAAAGAGUUUUACGCCAAUCGAAGCCGGAGUUCCGAAACCCGCCUUCUGUCUCUUCAGGCGGUGACCGAAUCUUACGACAUGAUGGAUCUUAUCGGAGAGGGGCUUGGUGACGACGAUUGUGUUCCAAACCUUAUCAAGGACCUCCUCAACAACAUUGCUGAUGAGACGAAUCUCCUCGUACUCGAAUCGGUCGUCGCCUUUAUGGUCUCCGUCGCUGUUUCCUCAGACUUGGAGCUCUUCAAUUACAUUACCGACACACUGAGGACAAUUGUCGUGAACGACCGUCUGUUGUCUCCCAUUGCAUCGUCUGCGUCUCGGCCUACGACUCCCGUCGGCGGCGAAGGAGCUUCUCAAAGGAGUCAUACAGCCUCGGGAGUCGUAACAAGAGGCUAUGUCAAGUUGUUCAUGCGAUGCAUGAACCUUGACGGAGCCAAGUCAAUCAAACUAUACGACACGCUCGUUAACAUUGCCAAAACAAACCAUUGCAAGACUGAUGCUCGGUUGACGGCGAUGAAACUACUCUUCCGGCUUCGAGCUGACUGGGCAAACCGAGUUUUCCUGAUCAACGACACAGAAUCCGAAGGCCUUGCGGCCACCCUCCUACAUACAGCCUCUUCCAGGGCACGGAAGCAGGCCGAAGACGCAUCGCAACCGGUGCGGACCACAAGAGCAGAACAAGGUGCCGUCUCACGGACUACGCGAGGCAUUUCCUUCAGCAGCGCUGGAACCCAGGACAGAGUGUUUCCAGUCCGUUCUGCCAGCGGGGCGAAAUCAACCUAUCCGUACAAACAACUAUGGGUCCUACCAGAUCCGGAGGCCCUGCCCGAGUUUCCAACAGCCAUCGCAAGCCCCAUCCUGGCGUCACAUGUUGAAGAGCUGGUCUCGGAUAUCACUGAGGAAGGCGAGCCAUCCCCCGUGGAAGCGAGGCAAGUCGUUUUGAACAUGGAUGCUUGGCUCGAUACCAUUGUUCACAUCAUCGAGCAUGGCUGUGAAUGGGAGAUCUACAGUAUGGUUUUGGUCCAUUUGCCUUCGCAACUUACAAACCAUGCGAUAUUCCGCGGCGCAGUGCCGCAGAUACAAGAGCUCCGCCGAGUCACAUGCGAACAGAUACGGACAAACAACUUCCAGGAGCCGCCGACCUCUACAGGUUUGCGGCGUGCCGAUGUGGCUAUCUGUCUCUUCCAUAGUCUGACUAUGAUCCUGAGCUAUCACGAAUUCUUCCUCAAGGAUCAAGAGGACGAAAUCGUACAGGCUUUCGUCAAGGGUAUUUCCACUUGGGAACGGUGCGCCAAGUAUUGUAUCCAUGCCCUAUCAAUCUGCUGCCACGAACUGCCUCUGUCUACGAGCAAAAUGUUGGUGCAAAUGCUGCAGAAGAUGGCACAGAUCAUCACGCAGCCCCAUGUGGCUAUGCACAUUCUGGAGUUCCUUGCUUGCCUGAGCAGAAUGCAGAAUCUGUAUGUCAAUUUUCGAGAAGAGGAGUACCGGAUUGUGUUUGGGAUUUGUGUUCGCUACCUUCAGUACGUGCGAGACAAAAAACAAACCCAGCGAGGCAGCCUUCACAGCGAAGCAUCAACGCCGACUGGUUCCACCCCAGAUCUUCUGCAUCCGAACGCUGCAGACGAUCUGCCUCAAUAUGUCUAUGCACUGGCGUACCAUGUCAUUACGUUUUGGUUCCUGGCCUUGAAGCUACCAGAUCGUGCUAAUCACGUCGGGUGGAUUGCCAAGAAUUUGCUCAGCGACGUGGACGGCGGACAAAACCCUGAAGAGCAAGCUUUGGUCACGCUCGAUUUCAUGCAAAGAGUUGCCUACGCUGAUGCGGAUGAAUCUUCAGAAGAUCUUCUCUUUACUAGAGAGCGGUUCGGCGAGAUUUUGAAGCGAAGAUGGUUGAUGGGCAACAGCAUCGUAACGAUUGAGCAAUCAACCACGACUGGGUGGUCUCAAAUCACUAAGCGACAAGCCUCGGGAACAUCUUCGUACAUUGUGCACGAGAAUUUCCGUCCACGCCCAGCCCACCAAGCCCAGUACAUCUCUGAUGUCUCGAGAGAUGGGCAAUUGACCAACAACAAUAUCUUGCCCAGUCACUUAAUGGUUCAGUUGAUGACCUCAACUCCUCAAACUCAGGACACUGCUCGACCUAUUCCCCUUCCCGACGACGACGCGAUCCAGAGAGCCAUCAGGGUCUUUGAUCGUAACUCAACUGUGGAUGGUCACAAGGUUGGAGUAGUGUACAUUGGUGAAGGCCAAACGCAAGAGACGGAGAUCCUUUCCAAUGUCUCGGGCAGCAGCGACUACGUGGCUUUUCUUAACGGAUUGGGCACGUUGACGAGGCUCAAGGGCUCGAAAUUCAAUACCCAGGGAUUGGACAGAGAAUAUGACACCGACGGCGAGUACACCUUUUGCUGGCGUGACAAGGUAACAGAGAUGGUUUUCCAUGUCAUCACUCAGAUGCCUACCAAUCUAGAACGGGACCCUCAAUGCAUCCUGAAGAAACGCCACAUUGGCAACGACUUUGUCAACAUCAUCUUCAACGACUCCGGCAUGCCCUUCAGAUUCGAUACUUUCCCAAGCGAGUUCAACUACGUCAACAUUGUCAUCACCCCAGAGGCGAGAGCAUCUUUCCUCACCAUCAGGGAGAACCCGCCGAGUGAAGGGAAGCAUCCGCCUUUUUACAAAGUACAAGUUAUGAGCAAGCCCGGCUUCCCGGAGAUCUCCCCAGCAUCCGAAACUAAGAUGGUCAGUCUGAGGGCGCUCCCAGGAUUCAUUCGAUUGCUGGCACUCAAUGCUUCCGUCUUUUGCCUGGUUUGGGCGAACCGAGAAGGCGGCGAGCAUGUCAGUUCCUGGCGCAACAGGCUCAGGGAGAUCAAGCGGCUGCGCGAGAAAUAUGGCCCUAAGAACGCGCCCAGCACGCACCAGUCGUCACAUCCUCAUCUGGGCCAUAUGAACAGUGCCUCUACGCCCUCGCCGCCUCCGACAUCCCUGGGAGGCGCAGUUGUUGGCAACAGCCUCUCUGCCGUCCAGAGCGCGGAUGCGUCCAAGCCUUCGGCCAACGUGCGCGACAGCUUCAGCAGCCUGCGUCGGUCUUCGGUUGCCACCUUCUUCACCAGCACAAGCGAGCAGACUAGCCAUCGGAGCUCAAUGCUGUCUACCACGACUAACGACACGGAGGUUUCACCAGGAAACGGCAUUGACUCCCUUGUCGAGUCGGUUGACUUUUCCAAGUGGGCAUAA